AUGUCAGACCCUAUCACCGCUUCGAUACAGAUCGGCAUCUCAGCCGUAAAAGCCGGCGCAAGCAUCGCGACAUGGUGGGAGUUACGCCAGAGGAAUAAGCGUGAAGAAGGACAAGGCUCAACCUCUAGUGGAAGAGGCGCUGGCCUUGAUGAUAUCUAUUUGGUUUUUGCCUCCUUGGGCCAGCGCUUGAUGGCACUCGAUGUCGUGAACUACGACGCUUUGCCGCAGGCCCUCGCUGCUGUCAAGGUUGCGAUGGACAUUUCAGAGGAUGAUCUCACUUUUGAGUUGGAGCGUCUUGAUCCCAUUCUUCAGUAUCUCAUCGCCUGCAGCUUCAUGUUCUGCGCGGCUUUUAUGAACGAUACAAACUGGAGCAAUCCUGAGAAGCCGACUUAUUGGAAUCUGGACAUCGACCAGGCCAUAGCAUAUCUGAAGAGUGUCCCGCACCCUUUUCAAUUGCUCAAGAAAUCACCUUCUCGCAUUGGACACAGCGAACCGUACUAUGAGAAGUAUGACAAGAAAUCUUUGAAGGCUGAGGCUGCGGUUGUUGCGGAUAUAUUCAAACAGAUUCACAAAGUCGGAUACCCUCAGCCACUACCGCCAUACGACAACAUCCGCAUCAACACAUGGAGUAUGCCCUUCGCUACAUAUGGCGGCUCAACUAUGUACGCCAACGUCGGCCAUGACACUUCAGGCAUCAUGACUUGGCAGCUGGACCCCGGGCGGUUUCUGUACGCGUGGACUGUCGGCGAGCGUGCUGACCUCCGACUCGGAGAGGCAGUUUUGGUACAGGAUGAGCAUAUUGGAGCAUUGGCAUCUUGGCUAGAGGGGCUGAAUGGAAUCACCUUCAAGGUGCUUCUGGAUUCAGACCUUGACUGGUCUAAGCUCAAGCUCAAGCCAUCAACGAAGAAGUUCUGUGUGGCACAAUCUGGUAAUGAGUACAAUAUCAGAGGCAUCCCCGAUGUCAUUGUGCGGAAUCCUGAUCCGACUGCGCUUUUAGCUGCACGACUUGAUGCGCUUCAUAUGGUGUCCGUUUCAGUGCCUUUUACGAAAGUGAAGGAACAAGCUACGACUUCACAGGCACCAUCAUCUCCUACUCCUAGCUCUCCUCAACCACAAAGGGUUUUCAGCUCUCCACCUGCAUCGCCACAAUCACAGUCUACCAUGUCCCCAUUGCCAAUGCCAGAGAAAACGGCUCAGACCCAGUUUCACCAAGAAUCCGAAGUCCAACCCACGUUGCCUUGGGUCGACUCUACGCCGGUGACACCAAUCAGCCCCCAUGUUUCUAUACCGCACAAUGCUACUCCGGAUCCUGCCACUCCUCUUCCAAAGGGGUGGGAGUCUCGACUCACUCCUGAUGGUCAGAUUUAUUAUGUUAAUCACAUGGAUCAAACCACGUCGUGGACUAAACCUGUUGCUCCCGUGCUUACUCCUCUGCCACCUGGGUGGCAGGAAAUGCGCACGCCAGAUGGGAUACCCUACUAUGCCGACCAUAAUACACACACGACAUCGUGGGAACGGCCUCCGCCUGCUGAGCCAAUUCUGCCGACUUAUCAGUCUGUAGGUGCAGAGUUUAAAUCAGAACGAAGGGCUCAGUCUUUCGGUGCAAGAAAGUCUAUAUCUGCGAGUACAACGAGUACCACGUCCAGUUUGCCCUUUUCUGAUAAACGCUCAUCUAUUAGCAUGCAGUCGGAAGCUACAACGAUCGUGAGCAAUUCUCAACAAAGUCGUGUCAAGCUGAACAACUACUCCAACCCUCACCCGCAAAGAUCUCGACAAUUGCUCAACCCGUAUCUAUAUCCCGCACAGGGGAAGACGGCGUGUUGGGUGGCAGAUGUUCCCGUUACACCUGAUAUUUAUCAAAAGCUACCAUCUGAUCAAUAUGAGACCUCAUACAUCAGGCAUACCGCCCUUGCCGGUCAACCUACAGAUCUUCAGAAGCUAGACUAUUCUCUCCGCCAAAGGGGCCGCACUGAGCUUGUCAUCGGCUUGAAUUUGCAUAAUGAGUCAACCUACAAGCGUGAGGUCAUCAACGCCCAGCUGAUCAAGUCUCUUGGAAGCAUCUUGGAAACCGGCAUCAGCUUCUUGUGGGAUAUCCCUUCUUCCGUGCCUCUUAGUGACAGUAAGAAGGCUAAUGGCCAAUUCUACGAUGAUGCUCACAAAGCCACCCGCAAGAUCCUUGGCAAAGAGGUGAAACUGAAUCUGAAUGAGUAUACGACGACUUUCCAUCUACAAGACUGGGAACGAAGCCAGGGACUGAUGCCCGAUGUCGUCUCUGGUGCGGAUCCGGUGCAAAUUGUGCUAUGCUCGACUUAUCGUUCAUGGACGGGAUCUUACGCUACAGACUCCUUCAAGCAUAUCUGCAAUUUACUGGAUGCUAGGUUGUGUGUUUCAGUGCCAGGUGGAACGACUGUGACGGGUGGCUCACUUGAGAAACAAUGGCAGCUUUCGCAGUACAGGAAGAAACCAGCCGAGUCAGGGGAAGAUGCUCAUUGCGAGGAGUAUCUGGGAUAA
This is a messenger RNA of Fusarium subglutinans, 2511 nucleotides long. Its product is annotated as atrophin-1 interacting 2 WW domain protein. Gene Ontology annotation, cellular component: cytoplasm; nucleus. The transcript is spliced from 4 exons. The coding region runs from base 1 to 2511 and encodes 836 amino acids. Gene Ontology annotation, biological process: positive regulation of transcription by RNA polymerase II; hippo signaling. The record is from RefSeq and is a predicted model, not a curated record. Gene Ontology annotation, molecular function: transcription coactivator activity; chitin synthase activity; protein binding. Lineage: Eukaryota; Fungi; Ascomycota; Sordariomycetes; Hypocreales; Nectriaceae.